Cooperia oncophora is the source of this 747-nucleotide messenger RNA. NCBI's taxonomy places the organism in Eukaryota, Metazoa, Nematoda, Chromadorea, Rhabditida, Trichostrongylidae. The record is from the annotation of a GenBank genome assembly.
AUGAAAGCUCCCACUGAACGAAAGAGCAAAGAGUCGGCUAAGACAUCUUCUACUAAACCGAAGAAAGGUUCGAGUGUGAGGCCUUCGACGGCUACCAAGAAGGAAGUUGAAGAACGUAAAUCAAAAUCGAAAAGUAAAGGUUCUAAGGAGAAGAGCGGGGAGUCGAUUUCCAAGCCACCCACUGAACAAGGGGAAGGACAGUUCUUAGUGACUAGGGCAACUACGGAGAUGAAGGAACAAACUUCGAUGACGAAACCAUCUACCGAAGAACAGAAGAAGGGAAGUUCAGUUGUAAAACCAUCCACUGAACCGAAGAGCACAGACUCAGCUAUGAAACCUCCAACCGAAGCAAAGAAGGAGAGUUCGGUCAUGAAACCACCCACUGGACAUAAGAAGGAAAGCUCGAUCAUGAAGGCACCCACUAAACGAAAGAGCAAAGAGUCGGCUAAGACAUCUUCUACUAAACCAAAGAAAGGUUCGAGUGUGAGGCCUUCGACGGCUACCAAGAAAGAAUAUGAAGAACGUAAAUCGAAAUCGAAGGAAAUUUCGACGAAACCAUCCACCGAACCAAAGAGUACAGACUCAGGUGUGAAGCCUCCAGGCGAACCGAAGAGGGAAAGCUCGAUAAUGAAACCACCGACUGGACCGAAGAGCACAGACUCAACUAUGAAGCCUCCAACCGAACCGAAGAAGAGGAGAACCGAGUGUGAUUCCAGGAAGUCUUCCCGAUUCCGUAAAGAAACCUGA